AUGGAUUCUGACUAUGUAAGCAAGGACGACCCCCAGAAACUCACAAACGGUGUCGAUGGUGGUGACGUUGAAAUGGAACUACUGAACGGUGAUGUUGAGUUAGGUGACUGCCGAGUCAGCAGUACACAGCCGACAGGCGAGCAUGGAAGGACUGGAAAUACGAAUAUAUCACUGACAUAUGGCAUUGACGAUAUUCCGCCAUGGUACCUCAGCAUAAUACUGGGACUGCAGCAUUAUUUAACCAUGUUUGGAGGUACCCUGUCUAUCCCACUUCUACUCUCUACACAUUUGUGUGUCGGUGACAACUACUUAGCAACCAGUCAAAUAUUGGGCACUAUAUUAUUUGUUGCCGGAAUAUCAACAUUUUUACAGUGCACAUUUGGAGUCAGGUUACCAAUACUCCAAGGCGGUACAUUUGCUCUGUUAACACCAACUAUCGCCAUAUUGUCUUUGCCUGACUGGAAAUGCCCAGAAGGUACCAACGGGACCACAGCAAUGCGAUACAAUUAUUCACUUCCACGUGGCUUGGAUUAUCAAUAUCGUGAUGAUAACUUAGAUGAUCCCAAUGAGAUAUGGAAGAUUCGAAUGAGAGAGAUCCAAGGUGCUAUUAUGGUGGCUUCAAUCUUUCAAGUAGUUUUCGGAUUUAGCGGAUUAAUAGGUAUACUGAUGCGUUUUAUUGGCCCAUUGUCAAUCGCACCCACUAUAACACUGGUUGGUCUGGCCCUCAUUGAGCCAGCGGCAUUACAUGCAAGUAAACACUGGGGAGUGGCAUUCAUGACUAUGGCUUUAAUUAUCAUAUUUUCGCAAUAUUUGCGAAAUAUCGAUGUUCCUUUACCAGGCUGGGAUAGAACAAGAGGUUGCCACUUCAAACGCAUCAAAUUCUUCAUGUUGUUCCCAGUCAUUCUCGCUAUUUCGGUAUCGUGGCUCGUAUGUUGUAUAUUAACUGCCACAGACGUCUUUCCAACCGACCCGAAACAUCCAAACUAUAAUGCAAGAACUGAUGCAAGAAUUGAAGUGUUAUACCAGGCACCCUGGAUUUGGUUUCCUUACCCUGGUCAGUGGGGCAAACCCACGGUCAGUUUUGCCGGAGUUUUUGGCAUGAUCUCCGGCGUAUUAGCGUCGAUGAUUGAAUCAGUUGGUGAUUACUACGCGUGUGCGCGACUGAGUGGAGCGCCGCCACCGCCCAUCCAUGCUAUCAACAGAGGUAUUGGGACAGAGGGAAUUUGUUGCGUUUUAGCUGGUAUAUGGGGUUCUGGGAACGGUACAACGUCUUACUCUGAAAACAUUGGUGCAAUUGGCAUCACAAAGGUUGCAAGUCGCCGUGUGUUACAGUUCUGUAGCCUUAUUCUAAUAAUAUUCGCAGUUUUUGGAAAAUUUGGUGCUCUGUUCACGACGAUACCUGAACCAGUCGUUGGUGGCGUCCUUUGUGUCAUGUUUGGAAUGAUAACAGCAGUCGGUGUGUCCAAUCUUCAAUUUGUGGACAUGAAUUCAGCUCGUAAUCUUUGCAUAUUUGGUUUCGCUACAUUCGUUGGGCUGAUGUUGCCAAUUUGGUUGGGAAAAGAAGAAAAUAGAGGCGUUAUAGACACAGGAAAUCGUGAAGUAGAUCAAAUUAUCACUGUCUUAUUAAGUACAAGUAUGUUUGUUGGUGGUUUCUUGGGUUUCGUGUUAGAUAACACGGUUCCAGGCACGAAAGAAGAGAGAGGUCUCAUCAAUUGGCAAAAACAAAUGACAGUCGGUUCCCGUGAUAUUGCACGUAACGAGGACGAUGUAUCAGUAAGAACCUACGAUUUCCCGGUCGGCAUGUCUUUCAUACGGAAAUGGAAAUGGACGCAGUACAUUCCAUUUUGUCCAACGUUCAAGUUCAGUAAACGGAGCGAUUAA
Saccoglossus kowalevskii is the source of this 1881-nucleotide messenger RNA. Its product is annotated as solute carrier family 23 member 1-like. Gene Ontology annotation, cellular component: membrane. NCBI's taxonomy places the organism in Eukaryota, Metazoa, Hemichordata, Enteropneusta, Harrimaniidae. Gene Ontology annotation, molecular function: transmembrane transporter activity. Gene Ontology annotation, biological process: transmembrane transport. The record is from RefSeq and is a predicted model, not a curated record.